GCUAGAGCCGACCCCCAACCGAGUGAGUGGGAGAACCACCCUCCGCAGAGCCUGACCAAUCUGCAGCAAAAGCAUUGCCCCAGUACUUAUUACAUGCAGUAAAUGCUGAAUAAUGUUUUCAGCGCGUUAUUAUGUUUGAUAGGGAAUAGGAAUUUAGCCCUAGUGUUUACGUUCUCUCGGUCCAGUCAGAUCUGUAAUAUUAAUUAGUGAAUGUUGUGUCUGAGGUUUUUUUAAGUCAAUGCAUGGAGAUGGCUGAAAUCAUAUCUACCAAAGAUUUGGGGCGAAGAAUUUGUUGUGGCAAGUGAUUUGCUAUUGCUCAGAUUAGCUACUAACAUUAUUUUCACUUCCGUCUUAUUGCAAAACUGUGCUGUUGAGAAAAUAGUGAGAACAUGUCAUCAAAUUGUCGGGAUCUGCUGAGCGGUCAGCUUUACCAAAUCAUCUCCUGAUGAGCAAUAUUAGUUGAAAAUCUUAAUAACUGAUAUACGAUAAGACGCAAGUUAAAGAAGAAAUUCAAACAGACUAGAGCCAUCUCUAUGAAGUCUCCAGGGAAUGAAUAUAAAAACAGCAAGAUGGCCUCCACCACAAAGGAUGCAGCUGGGUUAAAUUCUGCACCUUGUCUUUCUAUAAUGAAUCCAUCAGGAAGAACACGGAGUACUGAUUUUCAGCAAUAUUAUUCAUUGGAAAAUCAAACAGAAGAGAAGAAUGUUCGAAAAUUAAUCCAAGAGAAACCAGUGGGCACAACGGAAUACAGAGCAGGAGUGGAGGACACACUGUGUAGCAUAGCCCUGAAGUUCAACAGUACACCAAAUCAACUGGUUAAAUUAAACAAGUUGUAUUCACAAAGUAUUGUUCCAGGGCAGCAGCUGUAUGUUCCUGAUCCAGAAGUGAGUGAAGAAAGCCCCAUAUCCUCAAGUCCCAGGCAGUCACAGACUCUUUCUUCAUCAGAUAUAGAGUAUGACAAACCUUUGGAUGCUGUUUCAGCAGAAAUGUCCAGUCUACAGUGGUACAGUUCCCAACACUCCAUACCCAGUUGCUUGUCUCCCAUGUGGGACGAAGUACCCUUUUCUGAAAGAUUCCUGAAAAUCUGUUGCAGAUAUUUUACAGAUGGAAAGGGUGUUAUAAUGGGAAUCCUACUCCUCACUCCUAAAAAGAUCUUUUUUGAUCCAUACAAAUCCCAUCCUCUUGUUGUUGAACAUGGCUGUGAAGACUAUUUAUUUUCUUGCGACAUGGAGUCACUCAUUUCAGCAGUGUCUCAUAAAGAUGUUUCUCAAAUGAAACUUUGCAUCUCUUCUCCCUUAAGGAAGACUUCUGUUCAGUCUCAAACUGGAAGAAAUACUGCUAACAUCAACUGUAGGAAAUCUCGUCCAAUUAGUUUAGUAGCUCCGACCAAACACAAUACCCAAAGUACGAAGAUCAAAAGAACAGAUUCAGUUCCUGUUGAUCAAGGAACUGAAGCUUCAACAAAAUUUAGCAGCAUAUGCCACUCGUGUCCAGAUUCUCUCAGUCACAUUGAUGAGAAAUCGUCCAAUGAAACUGCAGAAUUGCAGCACAGUGUAACAUGCCUGGACCUGGAAGAACAUGGUGAAACUGAAUAUAAAGAAACAUUUACUAUUCCAAACAGAGCAAAAUGGGGAGGAGAUAAUUUAAUAGCAGAGAAUGAGAAUUAUUGUGAUGAACAAAGUAUAAGAGAAAGAAAAUUUGGACCAAAUGCAGAUUAUCAUGGCAACCAACAUUUAACUCAUGCACUGACAGAGGAGAUGUUACAUAAAGAAAUCAAACUAGAGAAACUCUAUAAUUCCAACUAUGAUACAGAUGAUAAAACUGCAGCUUUUUGUGAGAUAAACCUGUCAGAUCAUGGAUAUCCUGAAUAUCCAUGGUGUCACAGGGGAGAAAACACAGAAGGGAAACUGCUUUGCAGUGAACUAUCUAGAUUGAAGAAAGAAGAGGUCUGCUGUGCAAUCAACAAAACCAAAGAUGAUCUGUUUAGUGAGUAUGAUAAACAGAAGAUCCACACAAAGGAUAGAUUACCCAAACUGGCACAGAAGCAUGGGUUGAAACAAGAUCUGCAUCACUCAGAAGAUGGGGAAGACAAAUUUCAAUUGAUGUUUUUAUGUCUGAAAGUCAGACUUCGCAAGAAAGGGAGAAAUCUGCUUAAAUUUGGAACAACCACACCUCAGGAUAUGAGCCAGAAUGAACCCGAAGAAUACUGGUUUGCAAUGACCCGGGAAAAAGUGGCUGAAUUACAUGAAUACCUGAAACAUUGGCGACCUGAUAUUUAUUUGCCUGAAGCAAUGGGUGACGUGCAAUUCAGUGACUUUGUUCUCCUCGAUGGGAAGUGUGCAUUCCCCUUGAAUGAGAAGUUUUUUGAUGGACUUUUUGAUGAAUGGGAGAUUAUAUCUGUGGAGGAUGACCCAAUGAAACACUGCAAAGAAAUCUUUGAUUCAGAAUUUGGGAAUAUGGCACCUAUCCUUCAGGGGAAAAGCAACUUACUGGAACCUUUUCAUAUUGACAAGAUUUCAAAAUACUUACCACCUAGAACAGUGGGGCAUCCAUGGCUACUGGCAUACAGCACAUCCCUACAUGGCUUUAGUCUGAAAACCCUAUACCGCAAAGUGGCCAAUGCUGACUCUCCAGUACUACUGGUUUUAAAGGACACGUGUGGUCAGGUAUUUGGUGCUUUAACUUCUCAUCCACCAAGACCAAGUGACCGUUUCAAUGGGACAGGAGAAACGUUUCUAUACACCUUUAAUCCUGAUUUUAAGAUCUUCCAAUGGACUGGAAAUAAUUCUUUCUUCACAAAAGGAAGUUCAGACUCACUUGCAAUAGGAGGAGGAAGUGGACACUUUGGUCUAUGGCUGGAUGAAGAUCUCAAUCAUGGAAGAAGCAAUCCUUGUGAAACAUUCAACAACGUUGUACUAUCUAAAAAUGAAGAUUUCAAGGUGCAGGAUCUUGAAGUGUGGACAUUCUGAUAACUGUCUAGUCAUGAUCACUAUCUAAACAACAUUCUUAAAUACUGAUUUAAUGCAUGUACUGAGACAGCGUGUAAAGUUGUAGCAAGACAAGUGCAGCAUCAUAUCUGACAUGGCCUGAGUUUAAGGAAGCUUGCAUGAGCUGUAACAACAGUUGCUAAUCUGAGAGCAGUGAAGCUUUGUAGCCCAAGGCUCCCUUUAAAUUGUAUUUUUUUUCAGAGCCACUUUAGACACUAGUGCAUUGCCAAUGUAAGUGAGGUGUAGUCAUGAAUAGUAUUCAUUAAUUACUAUCUUGCUGCUAAACUAUUCCAACAUAUCCAUUUAAAUCUACUUGUGCAAUUCUGACAAUCCAAGUAUGGGGGCAAACAAAUCUACCGACUCACAAUACAAGUGAAUUAUGUCAGCCAUGUUCCAGACCAAUCUAGCACCAAGUGCUUUUUUUUUGUAUCAACCUGCGCACAUAUUGGUGUGAAUGCAUGUUUAUUAUAUGGCCUUAAAUUUUAUGCUGCUAACUUCAAAACUGGAAUGUAUGCUUUGAGGAUCAAAUAUUUAUUGUUCAUGUUUGUGUAUAUAUCUAUACAUAUGAAGCUAUUUGCUUAAGUUCAUGUUAAAAAUUCAUUAAAAAUCUUGCUAUAAUGGUGAAGAACAAUGUUAAUUGUCGUGACAUUUCAAAACAUGUCACUGCUUUUAAUUUUAUGAAUCAUAGAUGUUCCUGAAAUAAAAAUAAACUAUUAGCAUUCUUAAACAUCCUAGGGCAAAUCCAUUUUAAUAACUGUCCUGAUCUCAGCUGCUGGGGGGGGGGGCAAAAGAGAGGAAGAAAGAUAAGAAUAUAAAACAACCUUAAGUAUUCCACCACUUUCUGAAUGCUGAUACUUGAACUCUGCUACCAUGCUGUAAGUAAAUUUUAUUGUACUAGAAUUCUAACACUCCCCCAAAUCGACAAAAACAACAAUUCUUAAACUGUUUUUAUUUAGAAAAAAAAAAUUACAAAUACCAAGUGUCAUGCUUGCCUAUUCAACAUAAGAAAUAACUAGAUUUUUAAAAAAUGGGUCAAAACUUUUGUAUUUAGAAGAACCAAAAGCCUUGGUAAUAGAAAGGAGUUGUAUAAAGCUGGAAGUCAGCUAUUAACUGUUAGUGCUAACUGCAGUUCACAGCUCAAGAGAAAAUUAGAAAACUGUCAAUUGGUAGGAAGAUGCAAGAUGCUUUAGGCUUCAAUACAAUUUACAAUUCAUGGGCUGUCAAGAUCCUGAUCACCACUCACCUAUAAAACACAACCUGUAUCCCAUCCAAUGGGAGGUGGAGGUGAGAUAUUUUACACAGCAAAAUAACAAUGCAAUUUCUAGUACUUCAGGUUUUUAAGCAGGAAGAAAAACUGCACAGAUCCCUGGAUCACAAUAUACAUCUAAAUGGCUAGUUAUGUUCUCAAACAUGUUGCAUACACUAAAUUUGGCACCAGACUGCUGAGACAGGAUAGUACAAAUGGAACCAGCCCCCUGAAUGAAUUGCAAAAGAUAAGUCUUAAAUUGCCAAGCCUUAUACAUUUUUCAAUGCAAUAAUUGACCUCUAAUGACUGUUUUGUCAUUGUCUGUUGUCUGUUUUGCCCAAUCAAUGCAAACCAAUGUGGGAGAUUUAUGAACAAUGUAAUAAAAUUAAGACCAGGAAGCAAGAGUGAUUCAAGGAGGGUAGGAUGAGGCAAUCAUUUCUAAACAACUAACAUAACAUCGGGCAGAACCCAGUCCUUUCCCAGGCUUUGGGGUUCAGCCUUCACAAAAUGCAGUUCUUUAGACAACAAAAACCAUUCUUGCCACCCUCCAUCACUCUUAUUUGUUACAAACAGGCCUUGAUUUUUCCCACAGCCAUAAUUUUAACACAGUGUCACCACAAGUAUAAAAAUAAUGCUGAUUAGAAUCCAGGCUGUAAAUAUAUAAAAACAGAAAUAAGUAUAAAAAGUCAAUGACCUACUAUAUUUGAUCUGCUUUCUUACUACUAUACAGAUUUAGUAGUGUUGACAAAAUAGAACUUUAAUUACAAAAACAAACCACAACACUUUGCAUAGGUCCAGCAAAUGAAUGGUCAGAUUUCACCUGGAACAUACACAAGUUAUUUGAAGCACAUAUCACAGAGGGCAUCACCAAUGGCUUGAUGCACUGACAUUUGUUUUAAGAAAAUAGUUCUUAAAAAUUAUCAAGACCGACAGCAUUUUAUCUGUACGCUUAUUCAUGCAUUCCCAUAACAGUGAUGUCUAUCUCUUGCUCUCCUGCUUUCAUAACCCCACAUUAAUAGCUGAUGGGCUGGUCCUGGGAUUUGGCUUGUUAGAGGAAAAGUGAACCAUGUACUUACAUUAAGGAAUGCACGCUGAUGUUUGACAAUAUUUUUGGAUAAAAUAGCUGACUAUCAUCUAAAUGAAUGUAAAUAACCGUCAUGUAAGUAAAUUAACACAGCUGGCAGCCAAUCACUCAAAACGUGUUAUUUCAUCAUGCUUGACAUUUUCAUGUUUUAACAAUAUGAAUGCACUAGAGAGCUGGUGGAAAUAGUUAAUGAAGAAACAGCAUUGUGGGACACUGUAUAUAAUAAUGAGACAUGACAUACAGAUGCAGCAGGUUCGGGAGAAACACAAACAUUGGACUUGGGUUUCAAAACCUCUUGGAUUUUUCUCACUUCAAAUCUGGGGCUAAUUGAUACAGACUGAUUGUUAUAAGACUGAAAGAAAUAAGAACAAUAGGACAUUUGGCUGGUCAAGCCUGCUUCCCCCAUUCAAUAGGAUCAUGGCUGAUCUGACAUUUCUCAUAUCCACUUUCCUGUCCUUUGCCUGUAGUCCUUAAUUUGCCUACCGAUCAAGAAUCUCUCUGAUCAUCCACAGCUCCGCUGUAAAGUAGGAGGUGAACUUGAAGAGCCAACAUCAUCUUCCAUCUAGCUAUUCAAAUGUUUUUAAGCAAAGGUGAUUAAAUCAUACUAUGUGUAGCAAUGCAAACCAAUAACGGUACAGGCCAUUCUGUUCAUCAUACUCGAGACAGCAGUGUGAAAACAGCUUAAAAAAAACAAAGAACUGUGGAUGCUGUAAAUCAGAAACAAAAAACAGAAGUUGUUAGAAAAGCUCAGGCAGCAUCUGUGAAGAGAAAUCACAAUUAAUGUUUCAGGUCUGGUGACCCUUCCUCAGAACUGAUGGUAGCUAGCUAGGAAAAUGUCACUGUGUAUGCAGAAGUCGGGUGGAGGGGGAGUAGGUAAACUGUGAACGAUAGGUGGGGAUAGAGCCCAAAGAGAGAAAAAACAGUUGGACAAAGGAGUGGAUAAUAAUCUGGUUAGAAGAGUGAAUAGCUGUUUACUGGAGACUGUCAGCAGCAAACAAUAGAUAGUGUGAAAUGGCAGACUAUGUAAUAACAGUGCGUGUAAAAACAGAUGUUCAGAUAGCCUCACUCCCAAUAACCUUUUCCCAGAACCCUGCUACCAUAUCCUUUUCAACAUAUAGCUAAUCUCCUCUUGGAAGCUAUCAUUAAGCCUGUUCUACCUCAGGAAGUAUUUCAGAUCACUUUUUUAAAAGUCCCUAUAUUAAAACAAUUAAUUUUUCGUCUGGUUCCUUGACCAAAUAUCUCAAGUGUGUCCUCUUAUUGCAGAAAAUCCCUCCUGGCGAAUACAGCUUUUCUUCAUAUAAUUUAUCUUUCAAUAUUUAAAGCUUUUACAGGGUUUGUAAAGUAACACGAGAGUUUGAAAGUCGAAAGUGGCAGUUUUUAUACAGCAAGUUAACAUCCUUCAGGACAAAGGCACCGUCACUUAUGCACACAGCAAGCUUCUGAAACUUUGUAUCUGCAGGAUUCUAAAUACUCACAAGAUCCUCCUCCUACCAGUGAAGUCACAUUAACAGUUUAAAGUUAGCACAGGAAACUGGAGGUUGCUGUGAAAUGUUGUUUCUGGCCUUGGGGUGGGGGAUGGGUAACCUGACUCUUAAAAGCGGCAGACCCUCCUCAGAAACUCAGCUUCCCUCCAGCAGAAAAUUCUAAACAUUCAGUCACUUGCUUAAAGAAAACAUGCAUAAACAUCUAUUAUGGAAUAGUUCCAGGAAUGAGGAACCUCCGCUUUGAAGACAGAUUGGAGGAGUCAGGCCUGUUUUCCUGAUAGAAAAAAGGCUGAGAGCAGAUUUAAUCAAGUUUUUCAAAAUCAUAAAGGGGUCUGGACAGAGCAAACAGGAAGAAACUGUUCCCAUCCUUGAAAGGUUCGAGUAUGAGAGGAAACGUAUUUGAAGUAAUUUGUCAAAGAAGCAAAGAAAAAAUCUUUUUCAUACAGUGGGUGGCUAAAGUCUGGAAUGCACUGAGACCGUGGUAAUGUAGAGGCAGGGUCCAUUAAAUGUUUAAAAGAGAAUCAGUCUGUUACGCAGAAUGGUGCAGUGUAAGGGGAGAAGGCAGAAUACGGAUGGUGGAUGGCACAUUUGGAGAGCCCGUACAGACAAGAUGGGCUGAUGGUUUUUUAGCUGUGAUUCUAUGGAGAUUUUUGGUAUUUUCUUAUCAGGACAGAAACUUGGAGAAGUGUAAAUAGAGGUUUUCAAAAUUGUUAUAGUGAAGAGAUAAAUGAAUAAAUUAAAAUGAAUAAAAUAGGAAGCAACAUUUUCCCUAUCUUUAUUUUAGGGCACAAAUUUAAGAUUAUUUUCAAAUGAAUGAGGGAGAGAUGAAGAGAAAUAUUUUCUGAUGGUGACAUCUUAUCAGGGAUUCCGUAAUCUUCAGAAACAAAAUUAGUAAUAUCUUUCAAGAAGGAAGUGACUUUAAAAUAAAACUGCAAAACAACUGUAAAAGGUGAAUGGGGCUAAGUAAUGCUUUUUACACAGAACUGUGACAGUUUCUCACUUGCUGAACAGCAUCAAUUUGUCACAUGUCUGUGUCAGAUUUCCAUGUGUGGUAGUGGCAAGCAUAUUAGACAAUACCUUUAAAAAAGCCAUCCUUGCUAAUAGUGACAUAUUCCCAAAUCAGACUCCAAUAACACUCAAGAAAUAACUAGCUAUGGUUCAGAACUGGUCACUUGCUUCCUCCUUCAUCCCCACCAAUAUCCAAGGAAACAGUUCUUUCUCAAUAAUCAAUACACAAUCAUAUUCAGGGGGAUGAGGAGCAGUAGAGGAACAGGUCAGAACACACUUACACACACACAGUCAUCCCCCACAUCACAAACACUUUGUCAACAGAAGCUGUUUUCUUGAGGAACUAACAAGUAGAUACCCUCCUCAAUGAGGCUUUGGGAAUGGAGGCAAUUUUAUUCUCUGUGCAAAGUGAAAAACCCGAAUAACAAAACAGCUGAAACUGACAAUGGAGGGAGGACCUGUUUCAUUCAGCU
Molecule: messenger RNA, 8282 nt
Organism: Rhincodon typus (whale shark)
Lineage: Eukaryota; Metazoa; Chordata; Chondrichthyes; Orectolobiformes; Rhincodontidae
Product: nuclear receptor coactivator 7
Exons: 15
Coding region: 534-2969 (811 amino acids)
Biological process (GO): response to oxidative stress; regulation of transcription by RNA polymerase II
Cellular component (GO): nucleus
Source: RefSeq, a predicted model, not a curated record